AUGCAACCCUGCAAGAACAUCAUCCAUGGAGAACCAAAUGGCACUCGACAAGACAACAUUCCAAAGCCAUCGUCAGUGGCUUCCUACAACCUCCGUCUCCUGCGUCCUGCCUGGCAGAUGAAGAAUAAGGUGAUUUCCCACAAUCAGAGAGCAUUACCUGGACAUAUAAUCGAAGAAGCAUAUUUAUCAUCCGACAUAGACGAACGCCUGCAAGAGAAUAUGCAUCCUGGUGAUCAGAGGCAGAGGCAGACUCAUCCUGGUGAUCAGAGGCAGAGGCAGACUCAUCCUGGUGAUCAGAGGCAGAGGCAGACUCAUACUGGUGAUCAGAGGCAGACGGAGAUGCAUUUUGUAGAUCAAGAGAAGACGAAAAUGGAGAUAAAAGAUGAGGGGAAAACAAAGAUGCAGGUGGAAGAUGAAGGUACAGAACAUCAGGCAACAAGAAAGCAACCUCCCCGACGGUCGCCAGAACGGUACGCUGACUGGGGCAUCGGUCCACUAACACCAUCCCUACACUCUCUGGAGAGAUCACAUCGUCCUGGUUGGAAGUUCAGACGAGACUUCUACCUGCGAGGAUACAUAUACGAGGACAUCUGGUCUCCUUCACACGAGACCCCAGCGAGACCAGGGUCCCGCGAGGACACCGCUACUUCCUCAUAGAGUCUUCAACACAUCGAGACAUAAGAUAAGACGAACAAGUGUCUUGAAGACGACGGCUGCCUUCCUUGCUGCCUUCCUUGCUGCCUUCCUUACUGCCUUCCUUGCUGCCUUCCUUGCUGCCUUCCUUGCUGCCUUCCUUACUGCCUUCCUUGCUGCCUUCCUUGCUGCCUUCCUUACU
Molecule: messenger RNA, 835 nt
Organism: Cherax quadricarinatus
Lineage: Eukaryota; Metazoa; Arthropoda; Malacostraca; Decapoda; Parastacidae
Source: RefSeq, a predicted model, not a curated record